This is a messenger RNA of Temnothorax curvispinosus, 873 nucleotides long. RefSeq lists its product as uncharacterized. The transcript has 3 exons. The record is from RefSeq and is a predicted model, not a curated record. NCBI's taxonomy places the organism in Eukaryota, Metazoa, Arthropoda, Insecta, Hymenoptera, Formicidae. Bases 105 to 782 code for a protein of 225 amino acids.
AGUCCAUACUACAAACUUAUUUACUAAAUUUUAUAAUUAAUUGAACAAAUAUCAAUGUUCUUUGAUAAAAAUAUUUUAAUAAAUAGGAACCAAAGCAAAAAGAGAUGUAUACGAAAGGAAUAUUUAACGAUCAGUACCCGCUAGAACUGAGAAAUUUUUUCGUUAUGAGUUGUAAAGCUUUAGCAGAUGAGGUUGUAAAUUGGCCAGGAAUGAAAAAAUACUCGGAAAAAAUUGCUAAACUCGCCGACCGCAUAUAUAAAAUAGGAGAAAACGCAUCCAAGUUAUGUGAGGAUGAAUUCAAUGUUAUUAAUCACGGCGAUUUCUGGGUAAACAACAUGUUGUUCAAAUAUGACAAUGAUGGCAAACCUGUUCAGCACAUUGGUGUGGAUUUCCAAACGUGUGUCUACACAUCGCCGGCAAUCGAUCUUCAAUAUUUUCUUAGUACAAGUCCUUCCCCGGAUGUCAUUGAAAACAAGAGAGAUGUUUUAUUAAAUGAAUAUCUUGGUGCACUGUCGGCGACUAUGAAGCAACUGGGCUGCAAGACGCAGCCACCCACCAUGGAAGAACUGAAAGCUACUCUAAAACGAAGAGCCAGUUAUGGAAUGAUAUCAUCCUUCUCAGUUUUACCAAUAGUACUGUGCUGUAAGACUGAGGUGAAAGACUUGGGUGAGAUCAUGAAUCCUGAUACUUUUUCAAGUCCGGGUCUAAAGAGCGAGAGUUAUAAAAAAUUGAUGAUGAAGAGAAUUCCAAUGUAUGACGAAUGGGGUUUGCUGGAUCUUUAACGAAUACUUGACUUGUUGUAAUAAAUAAUGUAGAAAAAAAAAUAAUAAUAAUAGGCCUGACAAAGUACAGCAAAUAUAUUAAAAUGGAAAA